AUCACUGCAGAGCGCCUCUACCACUCAAUUCUCUGCUUCACAGUUCACACCACCAUCUUCCUAUCUUCAUCCUCACCGGCAAAAUGCAGCACGCGCCGGUCUUCACGCGUCUGCUUACUCUCUCGGUGUGCUUGCUCUUCCUAUCCUGCACCACCCAUGCGCACAAUAUCACUCACAUCCUCGCCAAGUACCCGGAGUUCUCGACCUUUAGCCACUACUUAACAGUCACCCACCUCGCCGGUGAGAUUAACCGCCGACAGACUAUCACUGUUCUAGCCGUUAGUAAUGCUGGAAUGGCGGAUCUUCUCUCCAAGCACCUCUCCGUUUACGUCAUCAAGAACGUGCUCUCCCUCCACGUUCUGGUUGACUAUUUCGGCGCCAGGAAGCUCCACCAGAUCACCGACGGCACCGCCUCGUCGGCGACUUUGUUCCAGUCCACUGGAUCCGCUCCCGGAACCGCCGGAUUCGUUAACAUUACCGAUCUCAAGCACGGAAAAGUCGGAUUCGGAGCUCAAGACAGCGGCCAUCUCAACGCCUACUUCGUUAAGUCGGUGGUGGAGAUUCCGUACAACAUCUCCGUGCUAGAGAUCAGCCAGAUCUUGACUUCAGCUGUGGCGGAAGCUCCGGCGGAGGCACCGAGCCUGAAUCUGACGAUUAUGUUGAGUAAGCAAGGCUGCAAAGCGUUCGGCGACUUGUUAGAAGCUUCUGGAGCCAUAAAAACGUUCGAGGAGAACGCCGACGGCGGGCUAACGGUGUUUUGCCCUUCGGACGAUGUUAUCAAGGGCUUUAUGCCGAAGUACAAGAAUUUGACGGCGGCAGGGAAGGUGUCGCUGCUGCUGUACCACGGCAUUCCGAUUUAUCAGUCGAUGCAGAUGUUGAAAUCGAGCAAUGGACUGACGAACACUUUGGCGACCGACGGAGCUAAGAAGUACGACUUCACGGUGCAGACUGAGGGAGAGGACAUCACGUUGGAGACGAAGGUGGUGACGGCAAGGGUGACGGGGACGGUGUUGGAUCAGGAGCCUGUGGUGCUCUACAAGAUUAACAAGGUUUUGUUGCCUAGGGAGUUGUUCAAGGGGACGGUCGAAGACGAUGAAGCGGAGUCGCCGAAAGCGGCGUCGCCCAAGUCGUCGAAGAAAUCGAAAGACGACACCGCAGACUCGCCGGAUGCGGAUUCGCCGGAAAGCGAUGAUUCUGAAGACUCGACUGCUGACCAGGAUGAUGAGAAUGGCGGCGGUAGAUUUGACGGUGGGAGAUGGGCCUCAGUGUUGUUGACUGUGUUCGCGGGAGCUUUCGUUUUGUUUUGACUUCAGCCCCUCCGGACUGUUGUUUCCGACGGCCUGAUGGAGAUUCAGUGAGACAUGGUGACGUGUCGACACGUGGCAAGAACAGAGGUGCUCCAUCACCGGUAUUUGGAAAUUACUUUUCAGACAAACAUAUUUGUAUUUUUCUUUUUUUAAUGUUAUUUUUGAGGAAAAAAAAAAAAAUCAAAAUAACAACUCGGUCGAUGUGGCUUUCCCUUUUUCCUUUUCUUUUUUCUUUUUUCCCUUUUAUUUGAUUUGUAAUUAUUUGUGUGUAUAAUGUGAUGCCAUGGUGUGUGAUCGAUGCAGAUUUGUUUUAUUUUCAAUUUUUAGGUUAAUAAUAUUUAUUUGCUUUUAUAGUGUCA
This is a messenger RNA of Vitis riparia (riverbank grape), 1666 nucleotides long. Its product is annotated as fasciclin-like arabinogalactan protein 2. Gene Ontology annotation, cellular component: plasma membrane. Gene Ontology annotation, biological process: shoot system development; root development. The record is from RefSeq and is a predicted model, not a curated record. NCBI's taxonomy places the organism in Eukaryota, Viridiplantae, Streptophyta, Magnoliopsida, Vitales, Vitaceae. The transcript has a single exon. The coding region runs from base 84 to 1307 and encodes 407 amino acids.